Leptomonas pyrrhocoris is the source of this 1949-nucleotide messenger RNA. RefSeq lists its product as hypothetical. The coding region runs from base 789 to 1949 and encodes 386 amino acids. Lineage: Eukaryota; Euglenozoa; Kinetoplastea; Trypanosomatida; Trypanosomatidae. The transcript has a single exon. The record is from RefSeq and is a predicted model, not a curated record.
GCUGGUAUCGGAUUUCGAUCAUCCUUCGUGCGUUCGCGGAAACGGCGAGUUGAAAAGGUGGUUUUGGGUUUCUUACUUUCCUUUCUUGUUUUACACCUCCACAGAGACAAGAAGUGUACUGUGUCGCCUCCGUGCCUUCUCACUUUUUCCUCCUUUUUAACUACAGGCUACGUCGUGGGGUUUCUGCGUUGCGUGCUAUUGUCUUCUUUAUAAUUAUUGUCGCGACCCUUUCUGGCCCACACGUUUGCACUCCUGCGCUCCAUACUGCCCUUGCAUGCACCGUUUGGGUUCUGUUGCACGGCAUCUGUCAACUUGUACUAUUUGUUUUCUUCUCAAGCCUCUCUUGCGUGUCGACGACUCGGCAACCCCAAGCUUAACAUCCGCACCGGACAUUGAUUGCAACACGCACGCUUUCCUUGUUUUUUUUUUCCCCGCUGGAAAGCCCACAAAGCUUUGAGAGCAUUAACAAAAUAUUUAUUUCUCCUCAGGUCGUUAGCUCCAAUCGCUUCCGCGUUUUCUCUUCGUUUUGUGCUGUACGUUUUAAAGGCGAGUACAAACCGAGACGCUUGCGUACUCUUUCCAUCGGUUUUCCGCAGGUUGGCACGAAGCACUUCUUUCGCUGCCCUCCGCGUGAGUCAGCUUUUGCGCGUCCUCAAGUACACUUUUUUUAAUGUAGGCGGCUCCCGCGUUGCCCACGGUUUCUGUUUUUAUAUAUUAUUAUCCAAAGGAGGUUUUUUUUCUUUCUUUCGUUCAUUAUACGUGCCGAAAACGGACCUUACGCUUCAGCCAUGCCGGAGCCACUCGCCCCCUUAAGCGGGGAGAACCCCGACAAGGUUCUGUCAAAGCAGCUUUACAAGGACGGCAAAAUUAAUCAGAACAUGUUCUCCUCCGCCUCCCGCAAGGACAAGAAGGUGAUGCUCCCCGAGACGCCGCUCAAAGGGCUCACGAUUCAGAAACUGUGGGACAACGUCUUUCAGGACAACACGGACUUCCUGAAGAAGUAUCACGACAAGCGUAAUGAGUCGAAGCUGGAGGUCGGCGCGUGGGAGUACGGGCCGAACCACGGCAGCGGCUACCGCUUCGUCUCGUUGGUCACGUUGGUCGAGGUGCCCCGCGCCAACACGCCGACUCCGCUGAACGAGGCCCACCGCUUUGCCUACGUCACCACACCGGAGAAUAAAGUCAUGUUAGUGUAUCAGAUUUCUUCACAGACACCGAACGUGCCGGCGGGUGGGUCCUUCCGCACGGAGGCGUACAUGGAAAUCGUCGCGAACAGCGCCGACGCGGACUGCUCCAUCGCGAUUUGGGGCAACUGCCGCAAGAUGAGCAUCUCCUUCUCUGCCAUUCAGUACAUCGCCACUCCACGCGCUAUAAAGGAAAUGACGGCGGCGUAUAGGCAGAUGGUGAACAUGAUCAGCGAGGAGUUCUGCGGCGGCGCGGCGACCUCGGCCGAGCCGGAGGACGACGACAGCAACAAGACGGUGUCGCAGACCGUUGGCGGUGACAGCGGCGGUGGCGGUGAAGGCGGCCUCGGCUCCGUCUUCCACGGCGCGCUGCUCGUGCUGGCGAUCCUGGUGACGCUGCUGGUGUUCAGCAGCACGCGUACCAUUUCCCGCACCUCGCGGCAUGCCAUGACGAUGCUGAACCAAGACCGUAUGCUGCGCGACGGAGCCCCCGACGGCGGCCGUGGUGGGUUGACGGCGGCGGCGGCCACGGGCAAAUGGAUGUGCGAGGAGAAGGCGCUCCUCAUCGCCGCCCGUGAGGCGCAGCUGCAGACGCUACGGUACCGCUGGAUGGAGCAGCAGGCGGAGAUCGACCACUUGCAGUCGACGGUGUCGUUUCUCAAGUCGCUUGCCUACGUGCAGGUCGUCGCGACGGUUGUGGCGCUGCUUGGCGUUGUGUACUUGAUGCGGCGACACUUAGGCGGCAGCACCGACGGCCACGGUUGA